This is a messenger RNA of Ceraceosorus guamensis, 1593 nucleotides long. Its product is annotated as Formate/glycerate dehydrogenase catalytic domain-like protein. The record is from RefSeq and is a predicted model, not a curated record. Bases 291 to 1475 code for a protein of 394 amino acids. Gene Ontology annotation, molecular function: saccharopine dehydrogenase (NAD+, L-lysine-forming) activity. The transcript is spliced from 5 exons. NCBI's taxonomy places the organism in Eukaryota, Fungi, Basidiomycota, Exobasidiomycetes, Ceraceosorales, Ceraceosoraceae. Gene Ontology annotation, cellular component: cytoplasm.
GUGAUGUCCCACCCGGUGCCCGGCCCUCGCGCGCUGAUGCGAUGCGAUGCGAUGCGAUGCGAUGCGCCUCUCCACUUUUGCGCGCAUUUCGAUCGUGACUCGGCAACUUGUGUUUUGGACGUUCGACUGAUGAGAAGAAGUCACCACAGCCCACUGCUACUCCACGCGGAGUCGAUCUCGAGCACCACCUUUUGCGAAAUUCACGACUCGAUAUCGUGCUCCACCUUCACACUCCUCACCCGCUAUCAACAGCCAAACACAGCUUCACCCCCAAGCCGCGAUUCAACAACAUGUCCAGUCAGCACCGUCAACAACUGUACCUUAGAUGCGAGAUGAAGCCGCAUGAGCAUCGCGCUGCUCUCACACCCACCACGGCGCGCAAGCUCAUCGACGCUGGCUUCGACAUUACAGUGGAGAGAGACCCACAGCGCAUCUUUGAGGAUGAGGAAUACGAAAGGGUGGGCUGCAAGCUCUCCUCUCACAACACGUGGGCAGAUCAACCUUCCAACAUCCCCAUCAUUGGUCUCAAAGAGCUGCCAGCGCCCGGUCCUCCCCUUCCCCAUACCCACAUCCAGUUUGCCCACUGCUACAAGCACCAAGGAGGCUGGGUCGAUGUGCUGAGUCGCUUCAAAAAGGGCGGCGGAAAGCUGUACGAUUUGGAGUUCCUCGAAGACUUGAAUGGAAGGAGAGUCGCUGCUUUCGGAUGGCACGCUGGAUUCGCUGGAGCUGCUCUUGGCGUAUUGGCGCUCAGUGAGCAGCUCAAGGAUCCCAAGAAGAGGCUGGGCAAGCAGACUCGAUAUCCCAACGAGGCCGAACUCAUCUCCCACUCCAGGAAGGAGGUCGAUCUCAUCAAAAGUAAGCGCAGCGACGGCAAGGUCAAAGCGCUGGUCGUCGGCGCUCUUGGUCGUUGCGGUCGAGGAGCCAUCGACUUUUUGGAAAAGGCAGGAGUCGCAUCCGAAGAUAUUGUCCGGUGGGAUAUUCAGGAGACUAGCGCAAAGUCUGGGCCUUACCAAGAGUUACUGGAUGUCGACAUCUUCGUAAACUGCAUCUAUCUCAACAAGAAGAUUCCACCUUUCUUGACGAGCGAGUUCAUCGAGAGUGCAGGCGCAGAGAGAAGGCUUGGGUGCGUCGUCGAUGUCAGCUGCGACACUACCAAUCCCAACAACCCGCUACCCAUCUACGACAUCAACACGACCUUUGUGGAACCUACAGUAGACGUGCCGCUCAAGGCUGGCGCAGAUCCCCUCACCGUCAUCUCCAUCGACCACCUGCCUACGCUGCUCCCCCGCGAGGCUUCCGAGGGCUUCAGCACCGAUCUCCUGCCCUCUUUGCUGCAGCUACCGUACGUCAUCGCGGACAACCCGAAGAGCUCGGAAGAUGGAGCAGGAGUGGAGGAAGGCAAAGGAGCAGUUUGGACAAGAGCAGAGAAGCUAUUCAAGCAUCAUCUAGCGGAGGCAGAGAAGGAAGGAGCAUGAAAAACCUUUGCGACGCAGCGCAUCAGAACAAAGACAAACAAACAAUAAUGCCAUUUUUGUCUCGAUAGAUCACUCAAAAUGGGCGGGGGUAUAGUGGAAUUUAACUCGGUCUGAUGUG